AUGCAGCAGCAUGACUCGCCUCAGCCUGUUCAACAUGCUAUCGGGACACCUUCUCUUGGACAGAGCAGCACUGUUGAUUCACUCACUUGCCAGUGGCUGAACUGUGGUGAACGCCAUCAAACCGCCGAGGCUCUCUACGAGCACGUAUGCGAACGUCACGUCGGUCGCAAGAGCACAAACAAUCUCAACCUGACUUGCCACUGGGGUUCAUGCCGCGUUACCACCGUCAAGCGUGAUCACAUCACCUCGCAUAUCAGAGUCCACGUACCCCUCAAGCCUCAUAAGUGCGACUUCUGUGGCAAAGCCUUCAAGAGACCUCAGGAUCUCAAGAAGCACGUCAAGACUCACGCCGAUGACUCGGUACUCCUUCGCUCUCCCGACCCGAACAUGGGUCAGAACAGACCUUCUGGCGGCAACUACCAACACGGUCAGCCUGCACAAGCUAACAACGGCUACUACCCCCAUGACUUGGGAACCAACAAUGGUUACCCUCACCCCAACCACGGCUUGAACAGCAACAGCUUCUUCCAGCAACCCCAGCAGCAGCCUCAGUAUGCAGGCUAUGGCCAGGUCAACUACCCUGCCAGCAACAGCCUUGCUGAUAUCCAGAGCAUGGACACCCGUAGACGCGCCAUCGAAGCUCUGAACGACUUCCUUGGUGAUAUCAAGCGCCGCGCCAUUGACCCCGGCAACUACUACGAUGUUGGCCAGCGCCUUCAGUCGGCCAACCUGCCGCUUCCUAUCAGCACCGGCUACGGCUACUCGACUGGAAACAACUACGCCAGCAACAACAACUCGUCAUACAGUGCAGCCAGCUCAUUGCUUGACAGCUUCAACAACUCGGGCAACUUGGGCAUGACUGGAAACAGCGGUGGUAGCAUGUCUCAGGGUCCCCUUACUCAGUCAUACUCGCUGCCACUGCCCUCCAACGCUCGUACAAAGCAGGAUCUGGUUGAGAUUGACAAAUUCCUCGAGCAGCUCCAAGCUACUGUCUACGAAAGCAGCAACAGUGCCGCCGCUGCCGGUGUCCAGCAACCCGGAUCUCAUGCCCAGUACACCAACUACCCUGGCUUCGGCAGUCAGUACCGUAACAGCGAUAGCCCCCCCAGCAUGCAGCACUCUGGCUCUGUCUCCACCCCUGGACUCGGCUCGCUCUCCAACAUGGCUUCUAGCAGUGCUAUGGAGACUCCUGCUCUCACCCCUGCUUCCGUGUCAUCGUACACCUCAGCCGGCCAGUCGCCCAUGUCUACCCACUCUCGCUCUAGCAUGAGCAGUGCCCACGGUAGCUCCAUGUACCCCAGUCUCCCAUCUGUCACAGCCAUUUCUGACAUGGGCGCCGGAUACCCUGCAACCACUUCCGCUCCUGCCUCUGGUCUUGCCUCUGGCUUUGAGGGCUUCGAAGGUCGCCGCUACAGUGGUGGUCGUCUCCAACGUGAGGCUCCUGCUCCUCGCUCUCAGGACAUGGACUCCGAUGCCAUGGAGACCGAGUCCGACGGUGCCAAGACUCCUCGCGCAAGCACCAAGCAGCCUGAGGACUCUUCGUCUCUCGACCCUGCCCUCCGCGCCGCUUCUCAGACUUCAACUGCUGUCCAAAGUCCUAGCACUGGCGCAGGCAGCGAUUCCGAUGAGAAGCAGGCUACCUGGGUUGAGAACGUCAGAGUCAUCGAGGCGCUUCGUAGAUGGGUCAGCGAAAGAAUUAACAACCAAGAGUUUGAAGGCGAGGGCGAGUACCCCGAACCUCAGCACCACGUUGACCACGACAUGCACAUGGAUCACCACCAGCCUGCCGAUGAAAAGACUCUUGAGCCUCAUUACGAGCAGGUUCACCACGCAGAGCACGAGCAGCAGCACGAACAGCAUGAGCAGCAGGCCGCACCCGAGGGUGACGUUGAUGUUGCUUACCCUGUUUUGAAGAUCGAGGAGUAA
Aureobasidium namibiae CBS 147.97 is the source of this 1926-nucleotide messenger RNA. RefSeq lists its product as uncharacterized. Gene Ontology annotation, cellular component: nucleus. Bases 1 to 1926 code for a protein of 641 amino acids. The transcript has 3 exons. Gene Ontology annotation, biological process: positive regulation of transcription by RNA polymerase II. Lineage: Eukaryota; Fungi; Ascomycota; Dothideomycetes; Dothideales; Saccotheciaceae. The record is from RefSeq and is a predicted model, not a curated record.